GUGAGCGCAGCUAUGAAAGUGGCUUAGUGGGUUAUACCACAGAGCACACAUCCGGACUCAAUAAAUAGAGAAAAGGUACAUAAUUUGAGUUUGAUCAUACUUAUUUCAACUGUUAACGUUUUAGAAGGUCCCAGCUAAUAGCUGACUCUUGCCCACGCUGCUUCGUUCAUUUCUGAAGUGUGCAUAAUUCUUGGGCUUUGUUUUUCGGAUUACUCCGAGUCUCAUCGUUUCUCAAAAUGACUGACGGAGAAUGGCGCUCACAAGUCAACAGAAAGUUGCAAACUAUCAUAACUGAUCCUAACGAAUAUGCGGAAGUUGCUAGUUUUCUGGCAGCCGAGGAGGACAGAAUGCAUGGGUAUAAGAAUUCCGGAAAGUGGAAUAUGCUACAUGAUGUCGUGGGUUCGGAUGAGAGAUUCCGCGCCUGUGUGAAACGUAUUAAACGCGACAUUGGGAGCUUCAACUCCAAAGGCGCCAGGAACAGCUCGGUGCCGGAUAUUGACCACUCUUUACCAACACCGGAGUGCACAACUGGAUAUUCUCACUGGGGAGCACCAGACACAAAAGACCUGGCUCUGUGCGGUGCCAUGGGAUGCGCCAGUGGCUUAGCGGCCUAUCCGGCCGCCCAAGCCGGCAUUCUACAGGUGGCUGAACACCUGGUUAUCCCGGCGCUAAUGCCCGCCCUCCACCGGGCGGCGACCGUGGUGCGGGCCGUGGGUCGGAUGGCGCCAGUGGCGCUGGCGGCUGUGGCGCUCUCGCUGGAGGCGAUGCAAAAUAUUACGCGCUGGUGGAAAGGUGAGAUCAGCGGCCAACGCGUGGCAAAAAACCUGAUUGAUUGCAGUGUAACGCUGGUCGCGGGAGGCAGUGCAGGCUUGGCUGGAGCUGCUAUUGGCGGAUUCUUGGGCCCUCUGGGAGCGGUGGUUGGCGGGGUUAUCGGUGGACUGUUGGUGGGGGGCGUAACGUCCUCUUUGACGGAUUGGCUGACGGAGAAGUUGUUCGAUAUCCCUCGGGAUGAAGCGCUGGAGAAGGCGUACACUUUCUUUGGCUGCAGCAUGCGUUCAUCUAAUGAACGUAUCAAUGCCAGAUAUCAUGCUGCCUGCAAAGCGUACCAUCCGGAUAAGGGGGGAUCCCAUGAUAUGUUCCUCAAGGUGCAGGCGUGCAUGGCUAUUAUCAAAGUCGCCAGAGGGGAGCAGUAUGGAAUGGUGGACCAAGUACGAUAUCUAGCUGAGAGCUAAUGCCCGUAUAAAUUCCGUGUUCAUCCAAAACUGGAUCCAUGACCCUCGUUCGCAUUUUUUAAAUUAUUAAACGUGUGUUAAUGCUUUCGUUAGCAAUUGCAUUAGGGCAAACAUAAUGAUUAUAGAAAAUACAGGAUGAAUCAAAUUACAGCACACACCACGUAGUACGUACUACUGAACAUCUUUGGGGGCGAACAACCACUCGCGCACCCCAAUGUUAGCAUUAUAAUAUUCGCCCUCAUACUUUUUCUUCGGGUUUCUUAAGUGCAAGCGGUGGCGGUUGAUCUUUAGUAAGCCAUUAUUUUUUAAAUUUACGUAGACGAUUGUGCCGCGUUAUUUUCAGUUUUGCUACGCAAGAAUUGGAGGUUACUUCGGGAUAAUAGGCUCAAGGUACUGCAUAAUAAUGUGUUACUGUACUGUGACUCUGCGAGAGUUUACGCUAAUUUAAUCAGGCUCGCAGUUUUUGUUUUAAUUCAAUGGGUUGUUGAGAGCAUCUCUCUUAUACAAUUCUGUACAUUCCUUUGGAUCAUAAUGCUGUCAGGGUACACUUUGAGUGUUCUUAGUAAUA
Messenger RNA from Paramacrobiotus metropolitanus, 1800 nucleotides. RefSeq lists its product as uncharacterized. The transcript has 2 exons. The record is from RefSeq and is a predicted model, not a curated record. NCBI's taxonomy places the organism in Eukaryota, Metazoa, Tardigrada, Eutardigrada, Parachela, Macrobiotidae. The coding region runs from base 237 to 1232 and encodes 331 amino acids.